This is a messenger RNA of Mugil cephalus (flathead mullet), 1358 nucleotides long. Its product is annotated as histone H3. The transcript has a single exon. The record is from RefSeq and is a predicted model, not a curated record. Bases 59 to 469 code for a protein of 136 amino acids. Lineage: Eukaryota; Metazoa; Chordata; Actinopteri; Mugiliformes; Mugilidae. Gene Ontology annotation, molecular function: protein heterodimerization activity; DNA binding; structural constituent of chromatin. Gene Ontology annotation, cellular component: nucleosome.
GCGCUCCAUUCUCUGUGAAGCUGUUGAUACAGAAAAAAAAUAAGACAGAUCAAGGAUAAUGGCAAGAACCAAGCAGACCGCCCGUAAAUCCACCGGAGGAAAGGCUCCCAGGAAGCAGCUGGCCACAAAGGCUGCCCGUAAGAGCGCACCCGCUACCGGCGGUGUGAAGAAGCCUCACCGUUACAGGCCCGGUACCGUGGCUCUGAGGGAGAUCCGCCGCUACCAGAAAUCCACUGAGCUGCUGAUCCGCAAGCUGCCCUUCCAGCGUCUGGUCAGGGAGAUCGCUCAGGACUUCAAGACCGACCUGCGCUUCCAGAGCUCCGCCGUCAUGGCUCUGCAGGAGGCCAGCGAGGCUUACCUGGUCGGGCUCUUCGAGGACACCAACCUGUGCGCCAUCCACGCCAAGAGGGUCACCAUCAUGCCCAAAGACAUCCAGCUGGCCCGCCGCAUCCGCGGAGAGAGGGCUUAGACUCACUCACUCCCCCCGAAACCCCACAACACAACGGCUCUUUUAAGAGCCACCUAUCUCAACUCAAACAGCAUCAUGACCUAAACAAUAUUCGUACUUAAUUUAAAAUUUUUAAUUUCGUGUGAGACAUAUUUCUUAUCUGAUCAUAUCAUGACUUCUUGAAAAAUACAAGACAUAACUUAUUCAUUUUAAACUCAGAAGUAUAAAACCAGAGAUGCAACAAUACAAAGUGUAUGAAAAUGCCAUUUCAAACUCAGUAAAAAAUAACAAGACCAUUGAAUGAAUACAAAUGAACUAACUAUUAAUAACUACUAUAAAAUGAAAACACUGUUAUCAUAAAUGGCUUGUAUUCUGUGUUGUGGUUUAAUCUGAGGUGUUACACAAGGUUUGUUGUGUUUCCACAACUCAAUGGUUUAGUUACUCUGUUCCCAAAUUACUUCCAAUGACUGAAGUGUCGAAAGUAUCUAUAUUUUGAUUCGAGAAUGGAUUUUAGAGCCUUAACACCUGGUACCGGAGGGAUCGAUGUUUCAAUCUCGAUGUGCACAUCUCUACUUGUGACAGUGACAUCUAGUGGUCAUCGGCGGCUACAGCAGACACUCACUUUGAGCAACGUUUAACAAGCCAAGUUGAUUGCAGAGAACCCGUUUCAGUGUUGGACAUAUUGUCAGUUCUGUCCUGCUGUGACCCGGACAUCUCUGGACUUAGACCCAGGGUUUUAAACUUUUUUUCAAAUUACACACAUGAACCAUUCACAGGAGCAAUACGACAUCUGACACUAUUUUCAUUUUGUUGAUGCUUCACUUCACUACUAGAUAAACCACUUGCUGUUAUACCUGUUAUUUUUAACAAAACUAAAUCAAACGGCGCGUAAAUAAAAACAAUAUAUUCU